CUUACUUAUUCUCUCUCCUACCCUUCAAUUCUCUCUCUCCUUCUUCUUCUUCUUCUUCCUUCUCCCUCCUACCUUCUAACGCACGCUUUCAAAGCUUUCCAUAAAGCUUUUCCCCCCAUAAUCAUCUAUAUAUAACGCAGACAAUUCCAGUUUCACGCACCUCACGCUUAGUAAAAAAAAUUAAAGAAAAAAAAGAAAAGAAAAAAUAAAUUCCAUAUUAUUUUCUUUUCUUUAAUUUUAAUUUUUUCUCUUCCAAAUUCUCACGACGAUCUUACAGUUAUAUAUAAUCCCCAUCCAUCUCCAUGUCCACCGACCUUCAUCUUCACCACAACCUCCCUAAGCUCCGAAUCUCUCCGAUCAAGAUGGAGAACACAUCAAGAAUCCACUCUCCAAACCAAAACGACGCCGUCACCGUCGUGGAAGAACGACCUGAGGCGGUUACAGACCGCAACGACGGUGGCGCCGUUGUUUUGAGCGUUGUUGAGGUGGAGCAGGAGGAGGAGGAGGAAGAGAGCUACAGGACGCCGACGUCGAAGGAGAGCAAGAUUCCGGAGAUGGUGACGUGUCCGCCGGCGCCGAAGAAGGCGAAGGCGAUUGCGUCGUGUAAGAGGAAGCUUCUAGAUGAGUUCCAGUUCUUUGAUGUGAACAAUAAGGAAGACAUGGACGCUUUCUUCAGAUCUACUUUUCCUAAGAGGACAUGCUCCUGUACAUGAUCAUCAUCAUCUUUUUCUUCUUCUCUCUCAUUAUCUGAAAAAAGAAAAAACGGUUAUUAUAUUUCCACGUUUUAAUUUGGCUUCCUCCAAGCUGAUGGAAUGUGAAGCUACGUAAAUUACACAAUUUUUAAUUAGUUUCUUCUUUAAUUUCUUCUUCCUUCUCCUUCUUAUAAAAUUCCGAUUCCGAUCCAUCACUUGUUGGAUUAACUCUA
This is a messenger RNA of Arachis stenosperma, 925 nucleotides long. Its product is annotated as cyclin-dependent protein kinase inhibitor SMR1-like. Gene Ontology annotation, biological process: regulation of DNA endoreduplication. The transcript has a single exon. Lineage: Eukaryota; Viridiplantae; Streptophyta; Magnoliopsida; Fabales; Fabaceae. The record is from RefSeq and is a predicted model, not a curated record. The coding region runs from base 303 to 713 and encodes 136 amino acids.